Molecule: messenger RNA, 6199 nt
Organism: Linepithema humile (Argentine ant)
Lineage: Eukaryota; Metazoa; Arthropoda; Insecta; Hymenoptera; Formicidae
Biological process (GO): positive regulation of GTPase activity; Ras protein signal transduction
Cellular component (GO): plasma membrane
Molecular function (GO): guanyl-nucleotide exchange factor activity
Source: RefSeq, a predicted model, not a curated record
AGUACAAAAUUUAAGUUUACAUGCCUCGAGUUGAUCUGACGCGACUACAAAAAUAUAGGAGCGCAACGCGCAACGUUAGUCGCGUUUGAAUUAGCGUUCAGAUCUUUUCGGCAACGUCGCUUACUAAAUCGUCACGGUGUGCGGAUUGGGGCGAAUUCUCGGCUACAUCGGCGGACGACCGUCGGUGGGGGCCACCAACAUGUCGCAAUCCGGAUCAGGUGGAUUGAGCGACGCUCAAGCACAGAGCCAGGCUGGACAAACGACGGACAAUCAACAAACAACUUGCCAGAACGGUCGCGCUGAGCCGAUCGCUGACAACGCCAAGCAAGAUCUCUCCAACGGUUUUGAGAAUCGAACGAUGGAUUAUGAGAGAUUUACCCAGGAAAAGACGCAACAUACCUCGAUUACAGGAGGAGCUCAAGAUCAGCAGUCGCAGCAGCAUCGGCAGCAGCAGCAGCAGCAGCAGCAGCAGCAGCAGCAACAAUCGCAACAGCAGCAAUCAGCUCAUCCUAUAGCACAAUAUCCAGCAGGAAGAAGGCAAUCCGUAGGAUUACCGGAGGAUAAACAUCCUUCAACGGGUCAGCUGCCACCGCCGCAAUACGGCCAGGAUAAGAACAAUGCGGACAGAACUCAGCACGUUUCUCAGACCAGCACUCAAACGGUGCCGGUGCAAAUGCAACCACAGUUCGUUCCCGAUUAUGAUCAGAGUCAGUAUCCGCAGAUACGAGGACAAUUCGAAGUCAGAUCGCAGAUCUAUCCGCAGUCGCAAUACUCCGACAGAGCCGGUUACGUGACGAGGGACGUUACUUAUCGAGAUCCGACGCUUUACAGCCAGAGCGGCGCGACCAAUCCAAUGUUCACCGGUCAAGGUCAAUAUGUGACGGUCCAACAGAUACCCUCGCAGUCCGCCAGUCCGCAGCCGCCAUAUUAUUCGGGUGUCGUGGUGCCGCAGCCACCGAGCUACACUCAGUUCGGCACGCAGCCGCAAUAUCCUUACAGUCAGUAUCCGCAGACUGUGAUGAACGCCGUGCCGUACAAUCCACACGCCGGCAUAUAUCCCGCUCAGCAGUAUCCCAGUCAACAAUCGCCGAAUCCGCAGAGAUUCUCGCAAGAGAUCGGUCAGUAUCAGACGCAACCGAUCAUCCAGCCGAUCGCGCAGAACGUGGCGCACGGGAUCGCUAUUCAGACGACGGAGCGGCCUUGUCGAGGACCGAAACCGAUGGUGCCGCCUCGUGGCAAUUCCAAAAUCACCACGCACGAUCCUGGACACAGAAAGUCCGCCAGCGUCGACGUGCCAGCGUUGCAGAAGGCCAAGUAUGAGCCGACACCCACUCCGCAACAAGAUCCGAUUCAUCGUGGCGACGGCGCUAUUCUUGUGACAGGCGUGCCGAUUGGACCGGACGGGCCGGAUAGAAGAUAUUUAACUGCAAUUAAUCAAAAUCCCAGGACGAGACAGGACGGUCUUUACGUGGAUACGAAUGGCGAUCAACCGGGCAGAGAGAAACUGGUCGAUACUAUCGCCACGGAAUGCGGUUUAUAUGUGUCUAGAUCGGAGCAUCGGAAAUCUAUAUCGGUCGACGUGACUACCAGCUUCCAACGACGUAACGAUACGAUAACCUUCACGUUUCCCGGCGACGGUAAUCAGGAGAUUAUGUCGGGAAGGAAAACUACGACUGUAGUAGACGCAAAAAGAGUGGAAACUAAUCAAGUUUACCCGGAACAAAGGAGAUUGGAUGCGGGUUUACGCGUAUCGCCGAUGGCGUUUGACACGAGACAGGAAAACAGAAAGAGCAUAGGGCCCGACAGAAAGCCCGAAUGGGGUAAUGUCAGUCCGAAUCAAAGGAACACCAUUCCUCCGGAAAACAGACGAUCGGAUUAUUUCGAAGAGCAUCGAAGAUCGCCCAUGAAUUUAGAAGGCAAGAGAAUAGAAGACGUGAGAAGAUCGCCCAUGCCCUUUAUACCGAUUCGCGAAACGUCCGCUGAUCGCGCCGGACAGAAGAGUCCUUCUUUCGUUAGUCAAAACUUCGAGAAGACCAGGCAGGAACUGGCGAUCUGGGCGGAGCAACGUCAGCGGCAAGAGCACGAGAGAAGCAUGAUGCAAGGCCCGAUAUUUACGACGAGUCCUCGUUCUCGAAAUCCGUCGGAGGAGAGAAGAGACAUUAGGUCAAUUCAUCCGCCGGACGAUCGGAAAGAAUCGAGAAUGUCUCAGUCGGCCUUUCAGCCUCUUCCCAACAUCAGCCAGAGUACCAUAAUGGAGCAACGCCGACACUUGAGACACGUCAGCGCCGAUCUAACGAAACACAUGGAACUCACGCGAAAGGAUUUCGACGAGCAGCCCAUCACAGGUUCCGUAGUAAAUUUAGGAUCGGUGGCCAGUACUGCUUCAUCGCAACGAGCCAGUCCAAAUCUUUGUCACCAGUAUCCGGCUUUCAGCGAAGCAAAAUUAGACACGAAGACGAUGUUGACCGUGGUGACCGACUUUGGCGAGACGAACACGGGCAAACCAAUUGAACAAGUCGAUCAUAUAAUUCAUAGUCACCGUAAAAGUCAUAACGCAUCAUCUUUGCUCACUCACAGCAAAAGUCAGACGGAAAUUUUGCAAAAUACACUGGAAAAUCAAAGCGAGAAAACAGACUCUCUUCAUGCUCAGCAACAAAUGCAAAAUCAACAAUCUCUCGAUUUAAUCUCCGAGAAACUCAGUCAGUUCGAGCGUCAGCAAAGCGAUCUUCAAGCUAAGUUGCAGUGUCUUCAGAAUCAAAAUCAGAUUUUGGACAAAGUGGCGCAGUUUCAGCAUCAGCAGAGCGAUCUGCAAGCUCGAUUACAAAGUUUGCAGAAUCAAAGUCAAUUAAACGAUAAGACUCACAAGAUCUCUAACGACUUUUCGUCGCUCCCGAGCGAUGUCCAUCAGAUUCAAGCGAGUCCUCUGCCAAAUCAUCAGGAGCAGCCGUCGGAUAAAUCCUGCUCGGUUCACAAUCAUCAGCCCGUGCACAGCCUUCAUCAAACGCUACUGACUACGACGUAUCCGCAGAACACCACGCUUCAAAGCUGCCAGUCGUCUGUGUGUGAGAAAUUGACAUCUCGCGUGCAGCACGACGUUUCCGAUCCGAAUUCCAUUCAGAUACCGAACAUGUCGCAAAUGCCGUUACCGUGCCUCCCGCAAUUCGAUCGCACCGACGCGUCGCGUACUUCGUUUUCCCAGUUUCAUCGGCUUCAGUGCCAGAUCGAGAGUCAUGAAGGUGCUUCAACAACGAAUGCCGUUCUACCUGCCAGCUCUUUCACCGGCACACUGAAGAAAAUACCGCCGGAGAAACCACCACGGACAUCCUUGAUUGUGCAAUCGCCAGAAGCUGAGAGUAAUCGCAGCCAACCAGCCAUUGGAUUGAAGCAGACACCGAAAGCGCGGCCAACCAUUUUCGGGACAGUAGCCUCGGACCUGAAUCCUAAGGAUGGGAACAGCCGAAAGAGUUUGCCACAAACACCAGCCGGUGGUGCUGGUGGGAAGGCAAGCGCGAGUGGUACUGGUUCAGGCGCUGGAAUGGUCAAUGGUGCCGGUGCCGAUCAUGAAAACAUUCGGGACAGCGCUAGCAUAGAUACAGAGCUCGCUUUGGUGUACCGAGAUGGCAACCUCGUCUCAGGCUCACUCGAGGCGUUGGUACAGCACAUGGUGCCUACGGAAGAAUAUUAUCCCGAUCGGGCGUACCUCUUCGCCUUUUUGCUGAGCGCCAGGCUCUUCAUCAAGCCGCACGAGCUUUUGGGCGAGGUUUGCGCUCUGUGCGAGCAUCAGCAGAAUCUGAAUGGAGAGGGCGGUAAGGAACGAUUGCAUCGCUUCGUGCCGCGACUGGUGCAGCUGCUGGCGGAAUGGACAGAAACAUUCCCGUACGACUUUCGGGACGAAAGGGUGAUGGGACACGUCAGGUCCAUCACGCAGAAAGUCGCUGCGGUCGACGCCGCGGCCAGGCAGGAAGUUUCGGCGCUGCUGCAAAACUUGCUGCUACGACUGACGGCCCUGGAGAGGUACGAGGAGGGCCUGGCUAGACUGGCGACCGAGGCAGCGACGGAGCAGCUUACGCAGGUGGACAUCACUGAACUCUGCCCAUCAGCCACUGUGUUGGCACAACAAUUAACUCACGUGGAACUCGAAAGGCUCUCUUACAUCGGACCCGAGGAAUUCGUACAAGCUUUUGCAAAAGAAUCGCCGCAUUUAGAAACAUCCUUCAAAGAUAUGAAGAAAACUAGGAAUCUCGAAUCAUACGUUCAAUGGUUUAAUAGACUGAGCUACUUCGUAGCGACGGAAGUGUGUAAGCAUGCGAAGAAGAAGCAACGCGUUCGUGUCGUCGAAUAUUGGAUCGAAACUGCCCGAGAAUGUUUUAACAUUGGCAAUUUCAAUUCCCUGAUGGCGAUUAUUGCUGGCCUCAACAUGUCUCCGAUAUCUCGUUUGAAGAAGACGUGGUCAAAAGUACAAUCUGCUAAAUUCUCGAUACUGGAGCAUCAGAUGGACCCGAGCAGCAAUUUCAGCAGUUAUCGCAGCACAUUGAAAGCCGCAAUGUGGCGUAGCGCUGGCGCUACAGAUGAACGCCAGCGAAUCGUAGUGCCCUUCUUCAGCCUUCUCGUUAAGGACCUUUACUUCCUCAACGAGGGUUGCAGCAACAAACUGCCAAACGGUCACAUCAACUUCGAGAAGUUCUGGCAGCUAGCGAAGCAGGUAACCGAAUUCAUCGCGUGGAAACAAGUUGCCUGUCCAUUCGAGAAGAAUCCGCGCGUCAUUGCCUUUCUCCAGGCAAGCCCCGUGCUGACGGAGAACACACUUGCGCUAGCAUCUUUCGAAUGCGAGCCGCCUGACAACAAUCCGGAGAAAGAACGUUAUAAAGCUUUAAAGUCCGAGAUGAAUGCUCAGUGAAAGCAAGCUAUGCCGAUAUACGCCGAAUGGGAACGUUAGUUUAUCCGCGAAAAAUAUGAGGAGAAAAGAUGAAGAGUGGGUGGAAGAGCAACAACAGAAAAUAUUACCUACGGCGACUUACGUAAGUUUAGCUUUUUUUUAUCUUGCGAAUUUAUGCGAUAUCAAAAAUAAUUUUUAAUGACGACUUGUCAAAAACAUUUACCUAAUCGAUCUGUACAGUCAUCAUUAACUUUUUCAUCGUGUCUUUUCCGAUUUGCCAUACUCUGAUUGGUUUUCUGCCAAAUAUUGAAAAUAUUAAAUAUUCUCUCAAUUUCCGUUUUAUUUCCGCGCGCAGAAACGUUAUUUAUGCAAUACAAUGUUAUGAAAUUUAUUUAAAAUUUACAACUAAAUUCUAACCGAUUGAUUGUACCCGAAUAGUAAUCAAUAUUAGAAUGCAAACGGUUAAUGAAUGAGAUUGUACAGAUCAAUCAAUUUUGAUCAAUAUUUCUGAACCGAGUCUAAAUCUUUAAUCAGCCCAGUAGCCAAGAAUCUUUACAGUUAUGGUGCGAAUAUCGAGCUAAACACGCCUCGAGGAUGAAAUUCGCUGACAAUGUCGCGUAGCCGUAAGUAUAGUUCCUAAGCCUUCGACCCGUUGGUAGCUUUUCUCUCGAACGUGACCCAAACCGCGGCCCUCUUUAUAUUUCCAAACAGUUUCGAAUGCGAGAUCCGGAGAUUUUUGGAUCCGCUCGAAAGAGAACGCCAUCGGCGCGUUCAACCUUUUGUACAUAGCCCUUUUGAUAUACGCUAAACAGACUCUUAGGUGUGAGAAGUAGGGUCGUUCCUGUAGAAUAAGCGCGCGCGAUAAGUUCGGAAAGUAGGUCGUAAGAAUCGUCAUGCACGUACUUAAGAGGAUGAGAAGAUAAUCGCGAGAGAACGGUCAAUCGAGGCGAGGAAGAUGGAGAAACCGAAAAUCUCGCGCGAAACGAUACGGCUCGGCCGGGAAUUCGCAUUUGAUUCACAUUGAUGCGACACACAUAAUAGUCGCCUGUUUUGUUUCUUCUGUGACGCACGUAAAUGUAAAUCGUGAAUAAAAAAACUGCGUAAAUGCGAUUUCAUGCACGGCAUUAGCGAUCGAGGUACAUUCGGUUGUGAUAAUCUCGUAUACAUGCUUUUUCGUAAAAUUUGGUUGCGAAUAAAUCUUUAAAAGAUUUAAAUAAUACGCUUGAAUAUGUGUGUAGCCGUGUGGCUGAAAAUUAUUCUUAUAUAUACAUAUAUUAUAUACACAUAUAUAAUAUAUUACAAUAUAUAAAUUUUUGCGUUUAU